AUGGGAAUUCGGUGGAUCGGGUUGAACGACUUGCCCGCCUGGUUCUCGGCUGCCACGACUGGCUCCGUCACGGAACUCCCCGAGUACGUGACCAAGCUGAUCGACUACCCCGCAAACCCUUGCGACGACUUUUAUCAAUAUGCGUGUGGCGCGUGGCACAAGGAUGCUGUGAUCCCCCCGGAUAGACCCAGCACCGAUACGGCGUUCUUCAAGAUCGCCAUCCAAAACGAAGCCGUGUUGAAGAAGAUUUUGUCUGACAACAAAACCAAGCUUUGCGAGUUUUACAACUCAUGUUUAGACACGGCUACGCUCUCGUCGCUUGGCGUGGCUCCGUUGGCCGACUCGUUGAAAGCCAUUCGAUCGGCCAACACCACGUUGGAUCUCCUCGUCGCCAGUGUUGAUGACGCCAACGAAGCCAAGAACGCCCUCUUCGGUCUUGCUCACUGCCGAACAAGCGGCGGCUGUGAUGCCGGUGAACACCGCUUCGGGCUCUACAAUUUCGAGGAGACGGAGGCCGCUGUGUCUCCGUACACUGCGUUUACGUUUUACCAACUGGACCAGAAGUACCCGCUACUCAUCGGCUCGUGGCUCAAGGCUAACGGCUUUAACGUCCACGACCAGUCCGGUGGGUCGAACGACUGGAAGUAUCCGCUGCUCAUUGGCUCGUGGCUCAAGGGCAACGGCUUCAACGUCCGCGACGGAUGCGGUGGGUCGAACGACUGGGUGGGUUUGACCGCCUUGACCUACUUUGACAAGACGGAAGCAUUGUUAAAGAACACGACGUUGGACGACAUCCGCACCAUCGUGGAGUACAAGCUCAUUCACGCCUCGUCCACCCACCUGACCCCUGAAUUCCUCACGGCCAACUGGAACUUGUUCGGCAAGAGGAUCGAUGGCGAAGAGGUGGAACCUACUCACGCGGUGUGGUCGGCUGACUCGGCCAUGACGGCCGACGAACUUGUCAGGGCCUUGGAGUCGUCCUUCUCGACUGGUAUUGCGACCACCGACUGGUUGGACAACUCGACCCGCGCCAACGCGCAAAGGAAGCUGUCCAAGUUAGUGCAUUUGUUGGGUGGCCCCGAGAAGCCCCGGUUGUACCCCACGCUGACGUUGGACUCGAAUUCGUAUUUGAACAACCGUUGGAAGAUCUCUCAAGUGAACAUCGACACUGGAGGGAGUUGA
This is a messenger RNA of Aphanomyces astaci, 1182 nucleotides long. RefSeq lists its product as hypothetical. The transcript has 6 exons. Bases 1 to 1182 code for a protein of 393 amino acids. Gene Ontology annotation, cellular component: plasma membrane. NCBI's taxonomy places the organism in Eukaryota, Oomycota, Saprolegniomycetes, Saprolegniales, Verrucalvaceae. Gene Ontology annotation, molecular function: metalloendopeptidase activity. Gene Ontology annotation, biological process: protein processing. The record is from RefSeq and is a predicted model, not a curated record.